Messenger RNA from Centropristis striata (black sea bass), 2012 nucleotides. It is a transcript of the gene trim13, whose product is annotated as tripartite motif containing 13. Bases 532 to 1734 code for a protein of 400 amino acids. NCBI's taxonomy places the organism in Eukaryota, Metazoa, Chordata, Actinopteri, Perciformes, Serranidae. Gene Ontology annotation, molecular function: zinc ion binding. Gene Ontology annotation, biological process: positive regulation of macroautophagy; positive regulation of canonical NF-kappaB signal transduction; innate immune response. The record is from RefSeq and is a predicted model, not a curated record. The transcript is spliced from 2 exons.
UUUGGUCCAGUAGUUGCAUGUUACUAUGCGCUUGCAAAAUCUGUCACAGCCCUACUUCAGUACCUUGCCAACAGGAGCAACGCUAUCGCGAACCCUGUUUGUCGAUAAUUUGUCGCAAUGGAUUGGUUAGACGAGGGUAAUUUAGGGAUCGACUCAGCUAACCACUGUCCUGCUAUUCUGUGACACAAAGCUAGGAGAAAAUAGUUUGCUGUCUGCAAAGUUAUAAACGAUUUUGACUUUUAUCCAACCGUGUUUUGCGACGCGUUUGACAUUUUUCAAAACGCCAGCUGAUUGCAGAAAGAAAUCUGAAAAGCAGGAUGUCAUUUAACGUUAGGUGGCCAAACGGAGCAGAGCUCAUGCCAACCUUUUACGCGGGCACAGAGAUGCAAGUCAGUUUCACUUUCAGGAUGGGAAUACUCGCAGCUGGAACAUGACUGCAAAAUCUGUAUCCUUUGCGAUGCUACGGCAUUUUCCCUGUGUAAUGUAUUGCCUGUGCUGACUUAUGGGACAGCGUCCCUCUGAGUAUGGGGCAUGGAGCAGCUAGAAGAGGAACUUACGUGCCCAAUCUGCUGCGGUCUCUUUGACGAUCCACGGGUUUUGCUGUGCUCGCACAGCUUUUGCAAGAAAUGCUUGGAGGGACUCUUGGAGGGGAACCGAGGUCCAGCUUACAGGACACCUUUCAAAUGUCCCACAUGCCGCAAAGAGACCCCACAUAACGGCGCGAACAGCCUGCAGAUCAACUACUCUCUGCGCGGAAUAGUGGAGAAGUACAGCAAAAUACGGGUUAUGCCUAAGAUGUCUGUUUGUAAACAACACUGCGGCCAGCCUCUAAACAUAUUUUGCGCCACGGACUUGAAUCUAAUUUGUGGGUUUUGCGCAACAACAGAUGACCACAAAGGGCAUAAAUUCUGCUCCUUGGAGGAGGCGUAUAAGCGAGAGAAGGAGGCGUUUGAAGAGCUGCUUCACGGGGUGGAGAGCUGGCAGAGCGCAGAUACCCUGUCCUGCCUGGAGACACUACAAGCCAGUAAGAAAAAGGCGCUCCAGUCUGUCACCAAGGAUGCAGAGAAGGUAGCAGACUAUUUCGACAAACUCAUCAGCACCAUCGACUGCAAAAAGAAUGAGAUCCUCUCCGAUUUUGAAACACUGAAGCUGGUGGUGAUGCAAGCAUACGACCCGGAGAUCACCAAGCUGAGCGCGGCGGUGGAGGAGCACAGGCUGGCGCUCACCAUCGCCGAGUCGUUCCGGAGCAUCGCGGACCCUCUGUGCUUUCUGCACCAGAUGCAGGAGUUUCGGGAGAAGUUGAAGGUCCUUAAGGAGACUCCUCUGCCCUCUCGGAAAGACACAGAGGUCGGUCCCCUUGUGCGUAAUUUCGACGUGAAAAAGUGGGACUCACUGCGGCUCAGAGAAGUGGACAAGAUCUCAGUCCCGCAUGAGAAUGGCUCCUACCGAGCGGGGGGCUCCCGGAUGACAGCGCCGAGAUGGAUCAUCUUAUUUAUAAGUGUGUUAGUGUCAUCACUGCUCCUGCUGCUUCCUCACAACCUCGCAGACUACGUGCCCUCGCAGGUUGAACCGCUGCUCGCUGCUGUUUCCUCGCACCUAACCCACACUUGGGUGUACCUGCGGAGAAUGACUGACAUGUAUACGAGUUUAAUGGGUGCAGGUCAGGAAUGUAUCAUGAACCUAGUUGACUCUACUGUCAAAUUUAUUGGCAGUUGUAAGUUGUUUAAUCACUAGCCUGUGGCACAUCUGCCAUGCAAUCACAACUACAAAUAAUUCUCUAAGUCCUCAUAAGCUGCAUUAAACUAAUGACAGAUGCAGCUGAUUAUGUGAAAACACUUGUCUUUUGAUUGUCUUCUUUUGACCAACCUCAAUGAAGCCAUAGAAUCAAACAUGAUCAAUCCUUAAUCACAGAGGUUGUAGCCUACAUUUACUUAAGAUAAACGCUAUGAUUCCUUUUUUAAGAUAUGACACAUUUAUACUUAUGCUCUUGAUAAAUAAAACUGAGAAAUUGA